ACGGGGUCGACGGACGCUCGGCGGCCGUAGCGCCCCGUCAGUCACGUGGUCACGUGACGCGCUCCAACAUGGCGGCGCCGUGGGGCCGCGGCGUCGCUUCCUGACGGGGCGGCGCGGACGGACGCGGCCGGUGGUGGCCGGGACGCCGGGCCCGCAGCGUCGCUCGCCCGCUUGUUCGCACCGCCAGCCCGCGGGGCUGCCAGCCCCCGCCGGGCCGGGGCCAUGCAGGAGAGCCAGACCAAGAGCAUGUUCGUGUCUCGGGCCCUGGAGAAGAUCCUAGCCGACAAGGAGGUGAAGCGGCCCCAGCACUCCCAGCUGCGCAGGGCCUGCCAGGUGGCGCUCGAUGAAAUUAAAGCAGAAAUAGAAAAGCAGAGGCGUGGCGCUGCUGCACCCCCGAAGGCAAACUUCAUCGAAGCCGACAAGUAUUUCCUUCCGUUUGAGCUAGCUUGCCAGUCCAAGUCCCCCCGGGUGGUCAGCACAUCCCUCGACUGCUUGCAGAAACUCAUCGCAUAUGGGCACAUCACCGGCAACGCCCCGGACAGUGGAGCCCCAGGGAAGCGGCUUAUCGACAGGAUUGUUGAAACCAUUUGCAACUGCUUUCAGGGCCCUCAGACCGAUGAAGGAGUUCAGUUACAAAUAAUUAAGGCUCUUCUGACAGCGGUGACGUCCCCACACAUUGAAAUUCAUGAGGGUACUAUUCUGCAGACAGUUAGGACGUGUUACAAUAUCUAUUUGGCCAGCAAAAAUCUCAUCAAUCAAACCACUGCCAAGGCUACCCUUACUCAGAUGCUGAACGUCAUUUUCACCCGCAUGGAAAACCAAGUGUUGCAGGAGGCCAGAGAAUUGGAAAAACCAGUCCAGUCAAAACCCCAGUCCCCUGUGAUCCAAGCUGCAACAGUGUCCCCAAAGUUCAGUCAUUUGAAGCAGAGCCAGGCACAAAGCAAACCAACGACUCCUGAAAAGACAGAUUUAACUAAUGGUGAACAUGCCAGGAGUGGUUCUGGAAAAGAGAGCUCAGAGAACGGAGAUGCACCUGGUGAAAGAGGCCCGUCGCUGUCAGGGACUGAUGACGGAGCCCAGGAGGUGGUCAAGGAGAUCUUAGAAGAUGUGGUCACAUCUGCUGUUAAAGAAGCAGCACAAAAGCACCGUCUGACAGAACCUGAGAGGGUCCCAGGUGAAAUGGAGUGCCAGGAGUGUGCUGUGCCCCCAGCAGCUGAUGAAGAUUCACAGACCAAUGGGAUAGCGGACGACAGGCAGUCCUUGUCAUCAGCGGAUAAUCUGGAAUCAGAUGCACAGGGACAUCAGGUGGCUGCUAGGUUCUCUCACAUUCUCCAGAAGGACGCCUUCCUGGUGUUUCGCUCCCUUUGCAAGCUGUCCAUGAAGCCCCUUGGUGAAGGCCCCCCAGAUCCAAAAUCCCACGAGCUGCGCUCCAAGGUGGUCUCCCUGCAGCUGCUCCUGUCCGUGCUGCAGAACGCUGGCCCCGUCUUCAGGACUCACGAGAUGUUCAUCAACGCAAUCAAGCAGUAUCUCUGUGUGGCGUUGUCCAAAAACGGCGUCUCUUCAGUGCCUGAUGUCUUUGAGCUCUCUCUUGCCAUUUUUCUUACUCUUCUCUCAAACUUUAAAAUGCACUUGAAAAUGCAGAUAGAGGUCUUUUUCAAAGAGAUUUUCCUGAACAUUUUAGAAACAUCAACAAGUUCUUUUGAGCACAGGUGGAUGGUCAUUCAGACUCUGACAAGGAUCUGUGCAGAUGCCCAGUGUGUUGUAGAUAUUUACGUCAACUACGACUGUGAUUUAAAUGCUGCUAACAUUUUUGAGCGCCUCGUAAACGAUUUAUCCAAAAUCGCUCAGGGAAGAAGUGGACAUGAGCUGGGAAUGACACCUCUGCAGGAGCUCAGUCUGAGGAAGAAAGGUUUGGAGUGCCUCGUGUCCAUUCUCAAGUGCAUGGUGGAAUGGAGCAAAGACCUGUAUGUCAAUCCCAACCACCAGACCAGCCUCGGUCAGGAGAGGCCCACAGAUCAGGAAAUGGGGGACGGGAAAGGCCUUGACAUGGCCAGACGGAGCAGUGUGACAUCCAUGGAGUCCACAGUGUCCUCAGGGACCCAGAUGGCUGUCCAAGAUGAUCCGGAGCAGUUUGAGGUCAUCAAGCAACAAAAGGAGAUUAUUGAACACGGCAUCGAGCUUUUCAACAAGAAACCCAAGAGAGGGAUCCAGUUCCUUCAGGAGCAGGGCAUGCUGGGAACGUCCAUCGAAGAUAUUGCCCAAUUCCUGCACCAGGAGGAGCGCCUUGAUUCUACCCAAGUAGGUGAUUUUCUGGGAGAGAGCACGAGGUUCAACAAGGAAGUGAUGUAUGCCUACGUGGACCAACUUGACUUCUGUGAAAAGGAGUUUGUCUCAGCCCUGCGGACAUUUCUGGAAGGUUUCCGCCUACCUGGGGAAGCCCAGAAGAUUGAUCGAUUGAUGGAGAAGUUUGCAGCGAGAUACAUAGAGUGCAACCAGGGGCAAACCCUAUUUGCUAGUGCUGACACUGCAUAUGUCCUAGCAUACUCCAUUAUCAUGCUAACUACAGACUUGCACAGCCCUCAGGUAAAAAAUAAAAUGACAAAAGAACAGUAUAUUAAAAUGAAUCGGGGUAUCAAUGAUAGUAAAGACCUACCGGAAGAAUACCUCUCAAGCAUAUAUGAAGAAAUAGAAGGCAAGAAAAUUGCAAUGAAAGAAACAAAAGAGCAUACGAUCGCAACCAAAUCAACUAAGCAGAGCGUAGCUAGUGAAAAACAGCGACGGCUGCUGUACAAUCUGGAGAUGGAGCAAAUGGCUAGAACAGCCAAGGCCCUGAUGGAGGCCGUGAGCCAUGCCAAAGCCCCGUUCACAAGUGCCACACACUUGGACCACGUCCGGCCAAUGUUCAAGCUGGUGUGGACACCACUGCUGGCCGCCUAUAGCAUCGGACUGCAGAACUGUGACGACACAGAAGUGGCCUCCCUGUGCUUGGAGGGCAUCCGGUGUGCAGUCCGGAUUGCCUGCAUCUUUGGAAUGCAGCUGGAGCGAGACGCCUAUGUUCAGGCUCUUGCUCGCUUCUCCCUGCUGACGGCCAGCUCCAGCAUCACAGAAAUGAAGCAGAAAAACAUCGACACCAUAAAGACGCUUAUUACGGUGGCACACACCGAUGGCAACUACCUUGGGAAUUCCUGGCAUGAGAUCUUGAAAUGCAUCAGCCAGCUGGAGCUUGCUCAGCUCAUAGGAACCGGUGUGAAAACCCGCUACUUGUCUGGAUCUGGACGUGAAAGAGAAGGGAGCCUGAAGAGCCACACGUUGGCAGGAGAAGAGUUCAUGGGCCUUGGCCUUGGUAAUUUGGUGAGUGGUGGCGUGGAUAAAAGACAGAUGGCCAGCUUCCAGGAGUCAGUUGGUGAGACCAGCUCGCAGAGUGUGGUUGUAGCUGUGGACAGAAUUUUUACUGGAUCUACCAGACUGGAUGGAAAUGCCAUAGUUGACUUUGUCCGCUGGUUGUGUGCCGUGUCCAUGGACGAGCUGGCCUCCCCCCACCACCCCCGCAUGUUCAGCUUGCAGAAGAUCGUGGAGAUCUCAUACUACAACAUGAAUCGGAUUCGGCUGCAAUGGUCCCGAAUAUGGCAUGUGAUUGGAGAUCACUUCAAUAAGGUUGGCUGUAACCCCAAUGAAGAUGUGGCCAUCUUUGCUGUUGACUCCUUAAGGCAGCUCUCUAUGAAGUUUCUCGAGAAAGGAGAAUUAGCCAACUUCCGUUUCCAGAAAGAUUUUCUGAGGCCCUUUGAGCAUAUCAUGAAGAAAAACAGGUCUCCGACCAUCCGGGACAUGGUGAUCCGCUGCAUCGCCCAGAUGGUGAACUCCCAGGCGGCCAACAUCCGCUCAGGCUGGAAGAACAUCUUUGCCGUGUUCCACCAGGCAGCCUCGGAUCACGACGGGAACAUUGUGGAGCUGGCCUUCCAGACCACGGGCCACAUUGUCACAACUAUUUUCCAGCACCAUUUCCCUGCAGCCAUCGACUCCUUUCAGGAUGCUGUCAAGUGCUUAUCAGAGUUUGCCUGCAAUGCCGCCUUCCCGGACACCAGCAUGGAGGCCAUCCGGCUCAUCCGCUUCUGUGGGAAAUAUGUCUCUGAGAGGCCUCGGGUGCUACAAGAAUACACAAGUGACGACAUGAAUGUGGCUCCUGGCGACCGGGUCUGGGUCCGAGGCUGGUUCCCCAUCCUGUUCGAGCUCUCCUGCAUCAUUAAUAGAUGCAAGCUGGAUGUUCGGACAAGAGGACUCACGGUCAUGUUCGAGAUCAUGAAGAGCUAUGGCCACACCUUUGAGAAGCACUGGUGGCAGGACCUGUUCAGAAUUGUGUUCAGGAUUUUUGACAAUAUGAAACUCCCUGAGCAGCAGUCAGAGAAAUCCGAGUGGAUGACGACAACGUGCAAUCACGCACUCUAUGCUAUUUGUGACGUGUUCACCCAGUUUUAUGAAGCUCUGAACGAAGUUCUUCUUUCUGAUGUGUUUGCACAGUUGCAGUGGUGUGUAAAACAAGAUAAUGAGCAGUUGGCUCGCUCCGGUACAAAUUGCUUAGAAAACUUAGUGAUAUCCAAUGGGGAGAAAUUCAGUCCCGACGUCUGGGAUGAAACGUGCAGUUGUAUGCUGGAUAUCUUCAAGACAACCAUUCCACACGUUUUGCUGACAUGGAGACCUGUAGGGAUGGAGGAAGAUCCAUCGGAGAAACACUUGGAUGUGGAUCUGGACCGCCAGUCUCUGAGCAGCAUAGAUAGAAAUGCCUCUGAGAGAGGCCAGAGUCAACUCUCUAACCCGACCGAUGACAGCUGGAAAGGUAGACCAUAUGCAAAUCAGAAACUGUUUGCCAGCCUCCUCAUCAAGUGUGUGGUCCAGCUGGAAUUGAUACAGACCAUUGACAACAUCGUCUUCUACCCUGCAACAAGCAAAAAAGAAGAUGCAGAACACAUGGUUGCUGCCCAGCAAGACACGCUGGAUGCAGAUAUCCACAUAGAGACAGAGGACCAGGGCAUGUAUAAGUGCAUGUCUUCCCAGCACCUCUUCAAGCUGCUGGACUGCUUGCAGGAGUCCCAUUCGUUCUCAAAGGCCUUCAACUCCAAUUACGAGCAACGGACUGUCCUGUGGCGAGCAGGUUUUAAAGGCAAAUCUAAACCCAAUCUUCUAAAGCAAGAAACCAGCAGCCUGGCCUGUUGUUUGAGGAUCCUGUUUCGGAUGUAUGUUGACGAGAACCGCAGGGAUUCCUGGGAUGAAAUCCAGCAGCGACUUUUAACCGUGUGCAGUGAGGCCCUUGCCUAUUUCAUCACCGUGAAUUCGGAAAGCCAUCGGGAGGCCUGGACAAGUCUUCUGUUGUUACUUCUAACAAAAACCCUCAAAAUAAACGAUGACAAGUUUAAAGCACACGCUUCUAUGUACUACCCCUACUUGUGUGAAAUUAUGCAGUUUGACCUCAUCCCUGAGCUCCGAGCAGUCCUGCGCAAGUUCUUCCUGCGGAUAGGCGUUGUGUAUAAGAUCUGGAUUCCAGAAGAGCCGUCACAGCUACCGGGGACACUGUCACCAGUGUGGUAGCCCCGGCCCCGGCGGGCCACUGCUGCAGCUCUGCAGAACGCUCACCAUGCCACCUCUGCCUGGCACAUCUCGUGAAGGGUCAGAUCUUAGAAACGAGGAGUCGGCCUCUGGGAGCUCAGAACGGCCUGGAGGAAGCCGGCCACUGCGCUGGCCCCAUUGGUCCCUGACUAAGACGUUGUGCCGUUUCAUUCAAGUGUUGCAUACCCAGUUAACACAGUAGGUGGGGAGUCUGUUUCCUCUCCGUCAUUCCAUUUUACUGAUUAAACUGUCAAACCUGUCACUGCACAUGUGGUCAUUUCCUAGCAGAGUCCCACGAUUGGCUGUCCGUGUUUUGUCCGAGGAAGUUGCUCUCCUUGAAAACACUGAACAUAGCUGUAUAGGUUUGUGAUUAUUAGAGAGUAUGUUAAUAAAAUUUCUUGUUGUAACGGCUAAGUGCCACCUAAAAUAUGCUGGAUUUUUUGUUGUUGUUUGAGCGUGUUGGAGAAUUUUGAGUGUUUUUGUCAGUUGUGAGUCAGCUGUAGUUAAAUUAGUUUGGAGAAAGUUAGUGGGGAAAAGGGUUGUUGCCUUUUUUUUUUCUGUUUUGUUAACGUCUGAGUGAUUUUUAAAUUACUUUAUGAAAAGAUAUUAUUGAAAAUUUCAUUGACAGCAGAGUUUAGUAAUUAAGUUAGAAGUAAGAGCUUGCAAGGUUAAAAAACAAAAACAGGUAGUGCCUCCUGGCUCUCCCUUUUUGAGUAACUUGGGGAGAAAACGUCUGUAGGAAAAAGUAAAAAAUGUAAUGAAGAUGAUUAGCCUUCCUUUGAAAUAAGUAUUUGUGGAUGGGUAUUGAAAUUUCCAGAAUGCAUUGUCCAUCUCACACAUUGAAACCUAAUCUAUGAAGUAGUAACAAAAAUGAAGUAGUAAUUUAACAGAGUUAAUUUAUAUUUGAGUAAACCUUUUAUUUUUACCUCAGAACAGCGCGUGUACCAAUUGUUAGCGUCCCUGCUGUGCACAGUCCCCGUUAAAGGGCCCUCGAGAGGGACGGUGGCUGUGCGUGACAGGGGUCGUCUGUGAACCUUGAGUCGUUGACCCGCAGUAGGCCUGUGCUGUUGUGGGGCCAGCACAGCUGAACUGUGACCGCGGCAGGAGAUGGCCCAUGCCCAAGUGCUUCCGUCAACUUGAGCUCAGGGGCUGCGUUCUUUGGGAAGGGUGGACUCUGGGGCUCCUCCCGUGUUGGUGAAGUCGCAGUACCCCUCACCGCCCUUAGAACGGAGUCCUGACGCGGCAGCUUCUGUAAAGGUUUGCAGUACACAGGCAGGGCCUGACGCCUGCAAGCAGUCUGUUUGGAAGCUGAAUUUAUUCUGAGUCAGCGAGAAAGAGGACACACGCUUCACUCUGCCCCCUCAUCCAGUGCUCACCACAAGCCGCACUCAGCAUUAGAAAAAGCGUUACACAGAGUCAUUAAAACAUUCAGACUUCUACCUAUGCCCUCUCGUCCUGUAAAUUGGGUUGUAUUGAUGUCAACUCUGGUGCCUUAGAAGUUAGCAAGUUGGGAAACUAUCUAAAAUCAGCUAUGUUUUCUUUAUAGAGAAGGAUUUCUGGUGCUUUUGUUUACUAAGAGACCGGUUUCUUCAACGUUUUUUGUUUGUAACAGCCUUGAGAAAUGUCUGGUUUGGGCCAGCAGUACUUUUUUUUUUUUUUUUCUUUCCCCCAAAGUAUUUUAAUUUCUCUACCAAAGAAAAAAAGAGCAGGUUUAGGUUUUUAUGUUAUUCACAUACAUUAGAGAAGAGGAGCUGUAUAAUUUAGGAGGAAGGGACCGUGGGAGAGUAUCUUACCGUGAAUGGAAAAUAUUAGCACCUUUGACUUACCUGUCCUGAAAUCCAUGACAUCUUUACGCCGCAGCACGGAACAUGUGUUCUAGACCCAUCCCUGGUACUGUAGCCCGUCACAGCCUCAACAAGUCCGUGCCAUCAUCCGCCUUUGUAUUAAAAGUACACACAGGAAUGCGCGUGUCCCUUCGUACUUCUGUUUUCUGUACCAUAUCGCCGCGUUCCCGACUGGAGACUUUUCCUUUCCUUCUGGGGUUCCCGUGUGACAUUUUCUUCAUCAUCUCUGACUGCAUCACCAGUCAUUUUUGCCUCCUUUUGCAGAGCAGGAAAUGUUUGAGCGCAUUUUGUUACAUGCUGAAACACUCAGCCUUGGAGUUUUUUUAAACUUUGUCUUUUAAAAGAUUGGAUUCUCUGAAUGAGGCAUUUGAAUUGUACCAGCACGGACCUUUUGGAAACAGGGAUGUAAAACCAUUUGGGGUAGCUUUUCUCGUAGGGGGCCCGUGACAUACAGAGGAAUUCCUUACCUCUACUAAUAAGCCAUUCAGCCUAAAUUCUAUUUUGUGAAUCAGUCUGUUCUAUCUCAUGGUAAACGUGGCUUGUGCCACUCAAACACUAGUGAAAAGAGUGCGUAUAACUCUGCAGCACCGGGCCAGGACGCCGUUCACAAAGUUAGAGAAGAUGGAGCAUUUCCAAGGCCUUAUUUCUUUCUCAGAAUGCUUUAAGUAUUGAUUAUAUGUGCUGGGUCUCUAGAGAAGUUUUGUUUGUUAUAAUACUGCUACUUUGAGCAAUUUUGUUUUCUCUUCAUUGUCCUUUAGGGCAAUCACCAGCUCUGGCAUCGUAACAACAAACGGUGGAUGGGAAAUUUGAUUCCUAAUCUGCAUCUUGAGAGUCAAAUACACCUUUUCCCUGUUACUCGUCACGUACAACCAAAGAACUACAUUAUGGAAAUUGUAUGAUAAUAUCUGGAAACACAACCUUUUCCUCUGACAGAUGACUUUUGUACAACAUGCAAAAAAAAAAAAAAAAAAAAAAAAAAAACCUAAACCUUUUUGUUGUUCUUUUGUCAUUAUGGCUAUACAUUUUGUAGCCGUCACAGUUCUUGAAGGAACCUGCUGACAGAUACAAGUAUGAGCACCCCAUUCAGAUGUCUGCUGUUACGAUGCAAACGGAUAUUGGCUGAGACAGAAGCUAGAUCCUUAGUACCACGUUUUCUGAGUUCUGUUUUACCAUUUCUGUUAAAGUAGAAAUAGCUUGAACUCCUGUGAAAUCCUGGAGUUUUGCUAUCAGCAGCUUUGUAGUUUGAGAAACAAAGAAACCAAAGCUGAAUAUUUAAAAGAAUGAUUAUAUCUGGAAAUCCUUGCUCUCAAAGACACUCAUCAAAGGUGUAGUUUUUCUCAGUGUUCUAAUUUUUAAAAAAUUUUAUCUUCAUAUUUGCAUCAAAUAUUUCUUUAUGUGCAAAAAUGUGUUUUACCUCCUUAAAAUGCCUAAAAAGUUAGUUAAUAGCUACUUUUGUUUAAUCUAUACAUGAUGAUUAAGUGCAUUUAAUAUUGGUAAUUUAAUGAAAAGCAUUCCUUGCCCAAUGGAUGUAUACAUUUUUGAAAGAAUAAGCCGAAUUAUAUAAUAUGAAAUGCUAUGUAAAGUUUUCUAUGUAAAAAUAUUAUGUAUAAUACUGUUAAAAUCCCAUGCUUUAAUCAGGUGAUAAAUCAAUAAAGUUUUAAAAAAUA
This is a messenger RNA of Leopardus geoffroyi (Geoffroy's cat), 9109 nucleotides long. RefSeq names its product ADP ribosylation factor guanine nucleotide exchange factor 2 (gene ARFGEF2). Gene Ontology annotation, molecular function: guanyl-nucleotide exchange factor activity. Bases 223 to 5580 code for a protein of 1785 amino acids. The transcript is spliced from 39 exons. The record is from RefSeq and is a predicted model, not a curated record. Lineage: Eukaryota; Metazoa; Chordata; Mammalia; Carnivora; Felidae. Gene Ontology annotation, biological process: regulation of ARF protein signal transduction.